Messenger RNA from Exophiala spinifera, 1467 nucleotides. RefSeq lists its product as uncharacterized. The coding region runs from base 1 to 1467 and encodes 488 amino acids. The transcript is spliced from 8 exons. NCBI's taxonomy places the organism in Eukaryota, Fungi, Ascomycota, Eurotiomycetes, Chaetothyriales, Herpotrichiellaceae. The record is from RefSeq and is a predicted model, not a curated record. Gene Ontology annotation, cellular component: membrane. Gene Ontology annotation, biological process: transmembrane transport. Gene Ontology annotation, molecular function: transmembrane transporter activity.
AUGGCAAGUGAAAAACUCGGCCUGUAUGAGCAGGCACGAGAUGCAAGCCUCGAUCCGACUGUCGAAAGUCCUGUAUCCCAGCAAGAUGAUGCAGAACCCGAACUUUUCACACACUCUGAAACCCGAAAAAUCGUCCACAAGAUCGAUCGACGUCUCCUCUCGAUCUGCGGUCUUAUGGUCGCCGUCAGCUUGAUGGAUCGAAGUAAUCUCUCCAACGCUUAUAUUGCUGGCAUGGGUAAGGAGUUGAAACUCACCGUUGGAACACGAUAUUCUCUUGUUGUCCUCAUCUUCUUUGGCCCAUACAUUGCAUUUCAAGUUCCUGCCGCCAUAGUCGUCAAAAAACUGGGACCGAGGUGGACUCUUCCAGGCAUGACCCUGCUUUGGGGAGGUCUUGUCAUAGGAUUUGGAUUCGCUAAGCACUGGACGGUUCUGAUCGGUCUCCGUAUCAUUCUGGGCAUCCUCGAAGCUGGCCUGUUUCCCGGUAUCAUCUACCUAAUCUCGCUUUACUACACUCGCUACGACAUGGCUAGACGGUAUGCCUGGAACUACCUAAUUGGGAUUGUUGGGUCAUCUUUUAGUGGAAUCCUGGCAUAUGCCUUCAUUCAGAUGCAUGGGCAGGCAGGACUGGAAGCUUGGCAAUGGAUUUUCGUGAUGGAAGGUAUCUUGACCUGCGUUAUCGCUGGGGCCGCAUUUGUGCUUCUCGUGGGCUAUCCAAGCAAUCCCAAGGCGUGGAAAUUCCUGAAACCUGACGAAUUGGCUUACAUGAUCCGGCUCGUCGAGAAGGAUCGUCGAGACACCGAGGCUGACCAGAAGUUCAAUCUACGAAAAUUCCUCCGCCCUGGACUUGAUCUGCGCAUCUGGGGCUACGGAAUGCUCUACACAUGUGCGACCGCCCCUGCCUAUGCCGUGUCGUAUUUCCUCCCAUUGAUCUUGAAUUCGAGAAUUGGCUUCAGUGCGGGGGUUUCUCAACUUCUAACCACGCCUCCGUACAUCUUCGCGGCCAUCCAAAUGUACAUUCAAGCUUGGCUCAGCGACAAGUACCGCAUUCGGAGUGUGGUCAUCCUUCUGAAUGUUGUGGAGUCUGUUGUCGGCCUGGUUCUGUUGAGCUGGACCGAAGUGCCUGGAGUGCAGCUAUUUGCGGUCUUUCUCGUGACCGCCGGUUGCAAUUCGUCAAUUCCUUGUGUUCUCUCGUGGCAGGCAAAUAAUAUUCGAGGCCACUGGACUCGGACCUUCUGCAGCGCUACGCUGACCGGAAUGGGAGCGGUGGGAGGCAUUCUCGGCGCCUUGACAUUCCGCUCGCAGGACUUUCCGACGUACCGCCCCGGUAUCUACACCGCACUCACUUGCAACGGGGUUAUUGUCCUAGUGACAGUGUCAAUGGUUCUAUAUUUCCGUCGGCACAAUCGAUUGGCGGAUGAGGGAAAGGAAGUCAUUGCCGGCCUGGCAGGUUUUCGAUACACCUAUUGA